UUACGUUAUGGAUGGAAACUGAAGUUAAUUCUAAAAGAAUUUCAUCGAGUCUUACUAUUGGAACCUCUCGUGUCGUAUUGAUCUCUGUAGAUGCCUCCGGAGAGAUUGGAAUCGUCUGUCAGAAAAGUUGUUUCAAUUAUACACCUUCGCUGCCAGGUUAUGAAAUUAAUAGCCAUCGAUUUGUGAAAUUAGCAAUUUUAAGGACACAAUUGUCGUGAAAAUAUUUAGUAGGUUUGAUGAUCUAUUAACGUAUUCAUUCUCGAGUCGGAGUUGCAGAUACAAUAUCAUAUUUAUUUUAAGGAUUUAAGAAAGAGAGACAAACAAAUCUGAACGAUGGCAGAGAUGGAAGAGGAAUCAGGUCAACGCAUUGUUGUCAUGGCUGUUGACAAUAGUGAGAAUUCUAUGUGGGCUUUUACCUGGUAUGUCCAGAACUUCCACCAAGCCGGAAACAAAGUUCUUUUUCUGCACAGCCCUGAAAGUUACAUUAACGCAACUACCAUGAGUCCCGGAAGAGUUCUAGAAUGUCAAAGAGAGGCUGAUGCAAAAACUUCUGAGUUAAAGGCCAAAUUUAUAUCCAAAGCCAAUGCAGAUAAUGUUGAAGCUGAAUUUGUUGUAGAAUCGGCAGAAAAACCCGGUCAUGCCAUUUGCGAGUUUGCCCAGAAGCAUGACGCAACAUUUAUUGUUACUGGAACUCGUGGAAUGGGUAAACUCCGAAGAACACUACUCGGAAGUGUUAGUGACUUUGUUGUUCAUCAUUCCCAUGUACCUGUUUUAGUAUGUCGUCAUACCAAAGAUAAGUAAAUAGCGGGAAACAUACUUACUCGUCACUAUGGUUACCGGGAACAGAUGGACUUCAACAUGCACUAUUUAUAGAUGGCAUAGCGGAUACCAUUUGGACUGUUUAACAUUAUGUUGACAAACAAAUUGUACCAAUGCUUUAGUAUUUGGUUAAUUUUAUGCUUUUGAAAAUAUACUUUAAACAAAGUUUAUAUCUAAGGAAUUUGUUAGUCAAGGUAUUAAUAUAGCAACUGUGUAACCAAUGUAAGCCUAUUAAACGUAUAAAACAGGGUAUAUAAUAAUAAAAUAUCUAUAUCAAAUA
Molecule: messenger RNA, 1099 nt
Organism: Mytilus trossulus (common blue mussel)
Lineage: Eukaryota; Metazoa; Mollusca; Bivalvia; Mytilida; Mytilidae
Product: universal stress protein YxiE-like
Exons: 4
Coding region: 334-801 (155 amino acids)
Source: RefSeq, a predicted model, not a curated record